UUUAGCAGCUGCAAUUUUUUUGCCGUGAUUCGGGGUGAAGAAAAGGCUCUGUGAAAUCCUACAAACCUAUAUAUAUCUAAGCCAAGAUUCUUUGCAGAUGAGAAUCAAAGAUUCAAGGAAGAAGGAAUGGAGCAACUGCAAUUCGCGGAUGGAUUAGUGAAAGAAUUCCUCUUGUACAGAGGAUUCACCAGCACGCUGCAAGCUUUCGAGAAAGACUUAGCAACUGAUGUUGGCGAAGGAUUUCAAGUCGACGACAUUAUGAACCUAAUUUUCGGCGUCUACGUCCCCCAAUAUGAGGCUGCCAAGUUGAUCGAUCUGCUAAUCUUUUUCAACACUUACACAAAUUCGGAUCAGAAAUGCAUUGAUAUUGUUGCGAAAUUGCAGCAGUCAGUCUUGCGUUAUUACGUUGUUUAUUGCUUGAAACAUGAGAAGAGAGACGCAGUGCUGGAGCUGUUCGAAUAUUAUGGGAAAGGUCUCGCGCGGACUGAUCCGAGUUGGUGUAAUUGGUUCUCGCUUCCGUAUUUGCCGAAUCCGCUUUUGGAUUCACGGUUUAACGUCUUCUUUUCGGAUGUGUGGUUCCAAACGUUGUACAUUUCUCUUAGGACUUUCUUGAGGAAGAUUCUCACUGGAACUCGUACCCCUGCCUUAUUGGAGAUAGUUUCUGAAAGGGACACUGUGAAGCAGCUGCAACAAGAGAUACAGCAGCUUUCUCUCAAGUUAUCUCAAGCUCAGACUUCGUUGAAGGCAAAGGAGGCACAAUCCAGUUCUGGUUCGAACGAUCCUGCUGUUGAUAGUAGAAGUAAUGAUGAUAGCCAAAGCUGUAAAGAAGUCUCUGUUACAGGCAGUGAUUCUGAUCAGAUUAAUGAAGAAGAUUUUCCUCAAGUGAAAACAAAGUUUCAGUAUACGUUCGAGGGCCACACAAGUCCAAUCAGUUGUAGCCGCUUUUCUGCUUCUGGUGACAAUGUAGCGAGUGCUUCUGUGGAUGGCACAGUCAGUAUAUGGACCUUUGAUUCAUCAGCACCGACAUCAAGAAAUGCAACCAUCCACUGUGGAGCUGAGAUCAUGUCUCUUGAGUGGGAUUGCAGGUCCAAUAAUUUGCUACUCAUGGGCACUUCUGAUGGAUGCAUAAAAGCAUGGAAUGCAGAUGCUAAGCGACUUGUUUGUGAUCUAAAUUCUUCAGAAGCAUAUCCGAGUAUUUUGGACCUGAAAUGCAGUCCCGUGGAGCCUAUUUUGGUUUCUGCAGCAGCAUCUGGGAGGCAAGUUUCUGGUAGUUCUGAAUCUUCUGAUAGCUUGGGUUUUGCCUCAUUGACUGUAUGGAACUUGAAGUCUUGGAAAGCUGUGACUGUCCUUCCUCUAGGAAAAGAUCCACCAGCAAUAACCUCUUUGAGCUUCAAUGGCAAUGGAAAGCUUUUAGCAGCAGCUGGAACAGGUGGAUCGAUUCAUAUGUUUGAUAUGUCUUCUUGCAAACAACUUGUUGGAUGGACUGCACAUGAUUGUGCGAUUACGUCAAUUCUUUUUGGGCCCAAUGAGUCCAGUAUCUUUAGCUUGGGAACUGACGGAAAUAUAUGUGAGUGGAGCUUGAAGAAUCUAGGCAAAGUAAUUUCGUCAAGAAAUUGCAGCAGGUUUUGCAACCUCGAAAAUUCUUCUCAAUGGAGACAUGAAAUGGCUUUCGAUGCAGAGAGGAGUAGACUUCUAGUGACUUCUGGUUUAGAAACAGCACCAAUAUACCGGCUUCAUGGUCAAAGUAGCAUGGGAACUCUUCGUCAUAAGGGAUCGAUCACAACAGUAGAUUGGCAUCCACGCUUGCCCAUCCUCUUGACAGGGUCAUCUGAUCAUUCUGUGAUGGUCACAUCAAUAUCAUUAAAGUGAUAAUUCCUUUUUUCGAUUGGUUGGGGCGUAGGUAUGUUUGAUUAGUUCUUGAUGUACUACUAUCCUAGGUUUUUUAAUGACAUAGUCGGAGUAGAUGAUAUUCAAGGUUGCCUUGCUUUGUAAAACAUCUUUAUUAUUGAAAAUUUGAAAUGUAUAUGA
Molecule: messenger RNA, 2028 nt
Organism: Salvia splendens (bonfire salvia)
Lineage: Eukaryota; Viridiplantae; Streptophyta; Magnoliopsida; Lamiales; Lamiaceae
Product: WD repeat-containing protein 91-like
Exons: 15
Coding region: 127-1869 (580 amino acids)
Molecular function (GO): protein binding
Source: RefSeq, a predicted model, not a curated record